This is a messenger RNA of Diplodia corticola, 1293 nucleotides long. RefSeq names its product l-lactate dehydrogenase. Bases 1 to 1293 code for a protein of 430 amino acids. The transcript has 2 exons. Gene Ontology annotation, molecular function: FMN binding; oxidoreductase activity. The record is from RefSeq and is a predicted model, not a curated record. Lineage: Eukaryota; Fungi; Ascomycota; Dothideomycetes; Botryosphaeriales; Botryosphaeriaceae.
AUGGCGCCCAAUAAGCCGAUCGAGCAUGAUCCCAACUGUCUCAACAUCAACGAUCUCGAGGCCAUCGCGAGAGACAAGAUGGACAAGCAGACGAGGGACUACUACAACGAGGGCGCCGACUCCAACUCCACCCUCCGCGAAAACGUCACCGCCUACACCAAGUACCGCAUCCGCCCGCGCGUCCUGCGCGACAUCUCCCGCAUCGACACAACCUGCCCCGUCCUCGCACCACCAUCCCCCACCACCAGCACCAGCACCGCCACAACAACAACAACACCCCCCUUCCGCAACGCCAUCCCCCUCGGCGUCGCCCCAACCGCGAUGCAGCGCCUCGCGCACCCCCUCGGCGAAAUCGCCACCGCGCGCGCCUGCGCGCGGGCGGGCGUCGCCAUGGGCCUGUCGUCCUUCGCGACGACGUCGCUGGAAGACGUGGCGCGGGCGGCGCGAGACGAGUGCGCGGCGCUGGGGCGGGGGGCGUGCAUACCGCUGGUGCUGCAGCUGUACCUGUUCGAGGAGAGGGCGGAGAGCGAGCGGCUGAUCGAGCGGGCGCGGCGCGCGGGCUUCGCGGCCGUGUUCCUGACCGUCGACACGCCCGCGCUGGGGCGCCGGAACGGCGACGUGCGGAAUGGGUUCCGCUUGCCGGCGCAUCUGGGCAUCAUGAACUUUGCUGCGGGCGAUGCUGAUGCUGAUGCUGCUGGCGGGGAAGAGGAAGAGAGCGUGGCUGGGUAUUGGGAUGAGGGGAGCGGGCGGAGGGUGAGGCCGAGCGGGCCGGUGAGGUUUCAUACGCAUGCGGCGAACCCGACGCUCACGUGGGCGGGCGACGUCGAGUGGUUGAAGGAGCGCUGCGGGCCGGAGAUGCAGGUGUGGGUCAAGGGCGUGGCGACGGCGGAGGACGCGCUACUCGCGGUGCAGUAUGGUGUUGAUGGCAUUGUGGUGAGCAAUCAUGGCGGGAGGCAGCUUGAUGGUGCGUUGGCGACGCUGGACGCCUUGCCCGAGGUGGUGGCGGCGGUGAAGGGGAGGAUUCCGGUGCAUGUUGAUGGCGGCAUCAGGCAUGGUACUGAUGUGUUUAAGGCGCUGGCACUGGGCGCAGACUUUUGCUGGAUUGGCAGGCCAGUGCUGUGGGGGCUGGCGUACAAGGGCCAGGAGGGGGUGGAGCUGUGCUUGAGGUUGCUGAGGGACGAGGUGAAGUUGUGCAUGGGCUUGGCGGGGACGGUGAGCGUGAAGGACAUCACGAGCGACUAUCUUGUCAGGAUGGACAGAGACGGGUUCCCGGUGAGGUUGAGCAAGUUGUGA